Messenger RNA from Leptosia nina, 708 nucleotides. Lineage: Eukaryota; Metazoa; Arthropoda; Insecta; Lepidoptera; Pieridae. The record is from the annotation of a GenBank genome assembly.
AUGUGGCGGAGGGCGACGAAAGAUCUCUGGCAAAAAGUGUUUAAAACGAAGGAGACGAAAGCGGAGUCUUCGUUCUCAUGUCCGACUCCCCCGGGGCGACCUGUGCCGCCUUACCCACCGCCGAGCUGCUCCCCGGUCCCCCCUUUUUACUGCUGCCCAAGAUCCAAGUAUGAGGUUGGGUUCAUCUAUAUCAAUGACGUGCCGCCGGCUACCGGAUUCAGCGAUGUGGUGGACAGGAUUGCCCAGUCUAUAUUUUGGUUGGAAUUAGCUCGAGGUUUCGCGGUGACGCUAGGUCAUAUUUUCAAGGAGCCAGCAACAAUAAAUUACCCUUUUGAGAAGGGGGCACUAUCCCCGAGAUUUCGCGGGGAACAUGCUCUCAGAAGGUACCCUUCAGGGGAAGAAAGGUGCAUAGCAUGUAAGCUCUGCGAAGCUAUAUGUCCAGCUCAAGCUAUUACUAUUGAAGCAGAAGAGAGGAUAGAUGGGUCGAGGCGAGCGACACGUUACGACAUUGAUAUGACCAAGUGUAUUUUCUGCGGUUUCUGCCAAGAAGCGUGCCCAGUGGACGCAAUCGUCGAAGGUCCCAACUUCGAGUACGCGACGGAGACACACGAAGAGUUGCUUUACAAUAAAGAGAAACUGCUGACGAAUGGAGACCGCUGGGAACCGGAAAUCGUGAGCAAUAUUAGGGACAAUCAUUUGUACCGAUAA